UAAAAUUAUAUGAAAUGAGUGUGUAUAAACAAUGAAGUAGACUUCACGAAGAAAGUCUGCUGCAGAAUACAAUACCGUAUAUUCAGAGCAUAUGAUGAAGGGUAAUGAUAAAGCAUACAGGUAAGAUUGAUGGGUACAAAGAAGGAGAUGCUGGAUCUUCACAGAUGAUGAUUACAGUGAUAAUAAAUGUAGAUGCAAAUGGAUAAGAGAUCGUUUGCCAAACACUGCGAACACACUGGGGGAAUCAAGUGUGCGAGAGGCUAUCCAGGUUGAUAACGGGGAUUAUUGGCAUGAUCAGAGAGUACUUAUUGUAACUAUUUACAGUAACUGGUGGAUCAGAAAGGAAGUGUGAAGGGUAUGUAUACACCUGGGUAUAAGACAGACAAAAAUGUGGAGAGAUCUACAGAUAUAUAUCUUAGGAAGAAGAACUCCAGAAAAGUAGGAGGCGAAAGAGCCUUUUGAAUUUAGAACAGAUUAUGUUAAGCUUUGGAGGCUAAAGAGGCAUUUGUGGUGUACUGACAAGAACUCCAGUCUAGCUUUUAAAGACUUUGGACAUUUUUCUUUCUGCCGUGAACCAUCUUUGUGAUGCAGACCAGUCAACCUCCAGAUCUAUCUGUUUGUUUGAAAAAUGUGUGUCAGAUGCCUCGGGUUUGACGAUAUUUUCAGCUCUGAUGUUCUGUGACUCAACAGUAAUAAUGCAUUUCCACAGGCGGUAAAAAUAUUCUAGACUCUUCCCUUCCAAUGCUCACUGUUUACUUCCUCUGCACUUCCCCUUCCUGCCUCCCUGUUUGCUGGUCAGUUGAUAGUGGGCCUCAAGGGGGGUGAGUUAACCCACUCUUUCCAGGGUGUUUUAGUACUGAGCUCCCUCCAGAGGGUGGGAAUUCUAUAGGGAGGACAGUCGUUGGGGCUUCAAUUUAAUUCUUAAAACAUUCCUUGAGCCUUUGGUCUAUUCUGGGCACCAUGCCAGAUGAUCAGGGAUUGUAAGGUGAAUGUUAGGGCUCUAGCCCUGGGGGGAACAGUUAAGGGUCGGUUUCACUGGGUCAGUCUCUUUGUAAACACCUGUGAACUCCACGCGUCCCUCUUUCUUUCAGGCAGAAGCAGAAUCCCAUGGUAGCCAGGUGGGUGAAGGGGAGCGAGGACGUCCCACCUGCCUUGAAGAAGACGCCUUCUGACCUGCUGAGGGAGUGACCAGGUGGUUUCAACAGCCUGACAAUGGACGCCAUUCACAUCAGCAUGUCCAGUGGUCCCGGGGUGAAGCACACUGCAGGAGCUGGACCCAAGACCAACAGACCCCGAGUCAUGUCCAAGAGUGGGCACAGCAACGUGAGAAUUGACAAAGUGGAUGGCAUAUACUUGCUCUACCUUCAAGACUUGUGGACGACCGUCAUUGACAUGAAGUGGAGAUACAAGCUUACCCUGUUUGCAGCCACAUUUGUGAUGACCUGGUUCCUUUUUGGAGUGAUCUACUAUGCCAUUGCAUUUAUUCAUGGGGAUUUAGAACCAAGGGAGGAUGUUUCGAAUCACACUCCCUGCAUCAUGAAAGUGGACUCUCUCACUGGAGCAUUUCUCUUUUCCCUGGAAUCCCAGACAACCAUUGGCUAUGGAGUCCGUUCCAUCACGGAGGAAUGCCCUCAUGCCAUUUUCCUCUUGGUUGCUCAGUUGGUCAUCACAACCUUGAUUGAGAUCUUCAUCACGGGCACCUUUCUGGCCAAGAUUGCCAGACCCAAAAAGCGGGCAGAGACCAUCAAGUUCAGCCACUGCGCGGUCAUCACCAAGCAGAACGGGAAGUUGUGCUUGGUGAUUCAGGUGGCCAACAUGAGGAAGAGCCUCCUGAUUCAGUGCCAGCUCUCUGGUAAACUCCUCCAGAGCCAUGUCACUAAAGAGGGGGAGCAGAUUCUGCUCAACCAAGCCACCGUCAAAUUCCACGUGGACUCCUCUUCGGAGAGCCCCUUCCUCAUUUUGCCCAUGACAUUCUACCACGUACUGGAUGAGACGAGCCCCCUGAGAGAUCUCACACCCCAAAACCUGAAGGAGAAGGAGUUUGAACUCGUGGUCCUCCUCAAUGCCACCGUGGAAUCCACCAGUGCUGUCUGCCAGAGCCGCACAUCUUAUAUUCCAGAGGAGAUCUACUGGGGCUUUGAGUUUGUACCUGUGGUUUCUCUCUCAAAAAAUGGAAAAUAUGUGGCUGAUUUCAGUCAGUUUGAACAGAUCCGAAAGAGCCCAGAUUGCACCUUUUACUGUGCAGAUUCUGAGAAGCAGAAACUUGAGGAGAAGUACAGGCAGGAGGAUCAGAGGGAAAGGGAACUGAGAACUCUUUUGUUACAACAGAGCAACGUCUGAUGGCAGUGGUCACCCCCGGUUUAACUCUGUGAGCUGUGUCCACAUCUGAGCUCCCUUCAAAUGCAAAGGUCACUGUGAAAAUGAAAAUGUGUGGAUUCAUUCUAAAAAACUAUACAGACAUACAAAAUCCAUUUUUUUUUCCUUUGAUCUGGCGCCUAAGCAAACAUUUCCACAUUUGAGGAGGUUCCUCUUUAAAAUGCUUUUUCUGAAGCAAACUCUUAAAAUUCCUAUUUUCUAAAAUGGGGCUAUAUUUCCAAAACCGUGGUGCAGGACAAUUGAAAUAAUGUUGUGCCGGGUGGACAGACAUUUAGCAAUGCUGGUGUUGAAAGGAAGUGUAUUUCUAUACAGGAUAGCAGCUAUAACUUAAGGUAUUUAUUCAAAACAAGUAUCAAAGAUGUUGUGGCCGAGAGUUGAAAUGUGGUUCCGUAUUCCUUUAUGCCAUUGCUUUACAACACCCUCUUUUCGAGCAGAGAAAAUGUUAUCUUUAUUGGAAGCUAUCUGGCAAGUCAAGGGGACUCUGUACUCACAAAAAUAAUAAUCCCAUUCUUACUUGUUUUCAUCAGAUUUAAUUGUACAGAGUGAAAUUGAACAAAUCAGGAGUUAACAGUUGUGAAAACAUACACGAAUAGAGUUGACUCUUUUGUUCACAGUAAUUUUUUUUUGUUGGAAUGUACUAGCCAUUUUUUGUUCAAAAUGUAGCUCACAAACCAGCAUCAGCACCAUCUGGGAGCUUAUUAGCAAUAUAGACUCUCAGGCCCCACCCAGACUUAGAGAAACCAGAGUCUGUAACUUCACAAGACCUCCAAGUCAUUUCAGACAAAUGAACGUCUGAAAAAUGUCCACUCAAGAAAGUGUUCAAGGGAACUUUCUGAAGCCACAGCACCCUCAGGGUCCCAAACCCACAUGGCCUCCAGACCUGUCCUUCUUUCUUCAGCUUAUUAUUAUGGGCCAAUAUUCUUGUCAGCCACUGCAUUCCUUGUCUAUUAAAAUACCUUGUUUGCCAAGGAACUGCCACUGAUAUCCCAAGAUUGAAAAACGUUGCGGGGCGCCUGGGUGGCUCAGUCGGUUGGGCGACUGCCUUCGGCUCAGGUCAUGA
Leptonychotes weddellii (Weddell seal) is the source of this 3436-nucleotide messenger RNA. The record is from RefSeq and is a predicted model, not a curated record. Lineage: Eukaryota; Metazoa; Chordata; Mammalia; Carnivora; Phocidae.